Messenger RNA from Cryptotermes secundus, 3939 nucleotides. It is a transcript of the gene Mtr4, whose product is annotated as exosome RNA helicase MTR4. The transcript has 16 exons. Gene Ontology annotation, cellular component: nucleus. Gene Ontology annotation, biological process: RNA catabolic process; maturation of 5.8S rRNA. The record is from RefSeq and is a predicted model, not a curated record. Lineage: Eukaryota; Metazoa; Arthropoda; Insecta; Blattodea; Kalotermitidae. Gene Ontology annotation, molecular function: ATP binding; RNA binding; RNA helicase activity. The coding region runs from base 100 to 3228 and encodes 1042 amino acids.
ACUACCGCACCUACCGCAUAUGGCAGCGGUGAGAGUGGUGAGACUUUGAUUUACUGUAGAUGGGAUGUGUAAGUUGGUUUCUUACAUAUAUAGGUAAAAAUGUGUGAUUUCAGUGAUGAUAUUUUUAAUGUGUUUGAUGAAAGUGCCACAGAUCCAGCGCCUGUAGCAACAGUUGAAGAGAAACUACCCAUAAAAGAAGCUGUACCUCAACCAGGAGAGAAUGUUUCUGCUUCACUUGAUAACAAAAUUGGACCACGUGAUAGCAGUGCUGCUACAAAACGUGAUUACGAGGAUGAUGAUGAUGAUGAUGAGGAAGAGGCUGGAAAGAAGGCAAAGACAGAGUCCAUUUUGGAUGACAUAAACAUUAAUGAAAUCUUGCCACGAAUCAAGGUUCAUACAGUGGAAACGCUGGAAGCCUGCACACAUGAAGUUGCUGUGCCCCCUGAGAUGGAAUAUGUCCCCUUAAAACAGAUAACUGGCAAGCCUGCCAAGGAAUACAAGUUCAUUUUAGAUCCAUUCCAGAAAGAGGCCAUCUUGUGCAUUGAGAACAACCAGUCAGUACUUGUAUCUGCUCAUACUUCUGCAGGGAAGACGGUUGUUGCAGAGUACAGUAUUGCAACAUCAUUUCACAACAAGCAGCGAGUCAUUUAUACAACCCCGAUCAAGGCUCUUAGUAACCAGAAGUAUCGGGAAUUCUAUGAAGAGUUCAAAGAUGUUGGACUCAUCACUGGUGAUGUCACGAUCAAUCCCACAGCAUCCUGCCUUAUCAUGACAACUGAGAUUUUAAGAAACAUGUUGUACCGAGGAUCUGAAGUAAUGCGCGAGGUGGGCUGGGUUGUGUUUGAUGAGAUCCACUACAUGCGAGACAAAGAGCGAGGUGUUGUAUGGGAGGAGACACUUAUACUGUUGCCAGACAACGUGCAUUAUGUGUUCCUGUCAGCCACGAUCCCGAAUGCACGCCAGUUCGCUGAGUGGGUGGCGCACCUUCAUCACCAGCCGUGUCACGUUGUCUACACAGACUAUCGACCUGUACCGCUUCAACAUUACCUUUUCCCAGCUGGUGGAGAGGGCAUACAUCUCGUUGUCGAUGAAAAUGGCCAAUUUAAAGAAGAGAACUUCAACACAGCCAUGGCAGUGCUCCAGAAUGCCGGUGGUGCUGCUAAAGGUGAUCAGAGGGGUCGACGAGGAGGAAAUCAGGGAGGUGGCGAUACAAACAUCUUCAAAAUUGUGAAAAUGAUAAUGGAACGACAGUUUGCUCCUGUCAUCAUCUUCAGUUUUAGCAAAAAGGAGUGCGAAAUUUAUGCUAUGCAGAUGGCAAAACUUGAUUUCAAUACAGUGGAAGAGAAGCGGUUGGUAGAUGAAGUGUUCCACAAUGCAAUGGACAUUUUGUCUGAGGAGGAUCGUCAGCUGCCACAAGUGGAGAAUGUUCUGCCCUUGCUUAGGAGAGGCAUUGGCAUUCAUCAUGGAGGCUUGCUUCCAAUUUUGAAGGAGACAAUUGAGAUUUUGUUCGCAGAAGGCUUGAUCAAAGCCUUGUUUGCAACAGAGACUUUUGCCAUGGGCCUUAAUAUGCCUGCCCGAACAGUUCUGUUCACAAGCGCUCGCAAAUUUGAUGGGAAGGAGUCAAGAUGGGUAACUUCAGGCGAGUACAUCCAGAUGUCAGGUCGAGCGGGUCGCCGUGGGCUAGAUGAGAAGGGUAUUGUCAUCUUAAUGAUAGAUGAAAAAGUGAGUCCUGUAGUGGGUCGCAACAUCAUACAGGGCCAGGCUGACCCCAUCAACUCUGCUUUCCACCUGACUUACAACAUGGUCCUGAACCUUCUCCGAGUUGAAGAAAUUAACCCUGAAUACAUGUUGGAACGAAGUUUUUUCCAGUUCCAAAAUCAUGCGGCCAUUCCAGAACUGUAUGAGAAGGUGAGAUCUGCCCAGAAUGCAUUGGACCAGUUGCAUGUUUCACGAGAGAACCAGGUUGCAACAUACUACCAUAUCAGAGAAGAACUGAAAGUACUUAGCAAACAGUUCCAGUCUUACCUCACCAAGCCACAAUACAUUGUGCCCUUCCUGCAGCCUGGGAGGCUGGUGAAGGUAAAGCAUGAAGAGGAUGAAUAUGACUGGGGCAUCAUAAUUAAUUUCAAAAAGCAAACGGAAAACAUGGGAAAUAAAAGGAAAGAGAACCCGUUAAAUGAAUCUCCCAGCAUCGUAGUGGACAUUUUGCUUCAUAUAUCCCCUGGAAGCUGCACUGAACAGCCACGUCCAUGUCCUGUUGGGGUGGAGGGUGACUUGGAGGUGGUACCAGUGUUAAACACACUCAUCACCCAUCUCAGCUCACUCAGAGUGUAUUAUCCGAAAGAUCUAAGGCCACCAGAUAGUCGCAAGUCAGUCCUCAAAACUAUAGCAGAAGUGAAGAAACGAUUCCCAAAUGGAAUUCCACUGCUGAAUCCGGUAACAGACAUGAACAUCAAGGACCCAGUCUUCCAGGACAUUGUGAAGCGCAUAGAGUCAUAUGAGGAGCGACUGUAUGCCCAUCCCUUGCACAAGGAUCCAGACUUGGACACGCUUUAUAAUCUGUACUCGAAGAAACUGGAGAUCUCACAAGAGUUGAAAGUAACGAAACAAGAAUUAAAGAAGGCCAAGUCUUUAUUGCAGAUGGAUCAACUCAAAAGUCUGAAGAGGGUUCUCAGGAGACUGGGCUACUGUACAGCUUCUGAUGUCAUUGAGAUCAAGGGUCGAGUUGCUUGUGAGCUGAGCGGUGCCGAUGAAUUGCUGAUGACGGAAAUGAUAUUCAACGGGAUGUUCAAUAACCUGACUGUACCCCAGUGUGUGGCGCUAAUCAGUUGUUUUGUGUGUGACGAAAAGAGUAACGAAAUGCCAAAGAUGGGUGAGGAAUUGUCUGGCCCGCUUCGACAAAUGCAGGAUUUGGCAAGGAGGAUAGCUCGAGUGAGUGUGGAAGCAAAGCUGGACAUCGUUGAGGAUGUCUAUGUAGAUCAGUUCAAACCAUUUCUGAUGGAUGUUGUGCAUGCUUGGUGCAAGGGUGCCUCCUUCCUCCAGCUGUGCAAAAUGACAAGCAUCUUUGAAGGGAGCAUCAUCCGAUGUAUGCGAAGACUCGAGGAGGUUCUGCGGCAGCUCUGUCAAGCUGCAAAGAACAUUGGCAACACGGAUUUGGAGAACAAGUUCAGCGAGGCAAUUAAAGUCAUCAAGAGGGACAUUGUGUUCGCUGCCAGCUUGUAUCUGUGAUGUCACAACAUCUUGAUGCAAUCUCCAGUUAUGAUUCUUGGAAACUUCAGUGAAUUUCAGUGGAAAAAUCUAAAUUGUGGAUGUAAUGAUUUUAAAUUGGAAACUGAUGAUGUAUUGUCUUAUUGAAUUGAUACAGAUUGAAAAUAAAAAUCCAGUGUGAUAUUUUCUAUGAAAUUAGUCCAUGUGUUUGUUAAGUGUGGGGGAAAAGUUUGCAUGCAGAAGGGAAACAUGAGUUAAAGGAUGGACCUUUUAAUUUGGCUUCUGGAAACAAAAUAUUCUGGGUAUACAGUUUUCCAGGAAAUAAAUGACUCACAUGGCCAGUUAUGUUUAAAUUGGCAUUUUAUUUUCUUGUAAAUAAUUUGUGAAAAGAAAAUUAAUUCAGUUGACAAUUGAAGUUAACUAUGUUUGACUACCUAGCUAUAAACAAGAUGUAAUUUGUUGUAACUGAGUUCAUGCAUUUUAUGUUCGGAGUUUUUAGUUAUUUGUUUCCUAGAGAAAUAUUUUGUGGAAAAUGUUCAUUUGUGGCUCAAUUUAAUAAAUUUGCAUGCAGAUAUUUCAAAAGUUGUCAUGUUUUUAGCACCAUCUGAUGUUUCUGUUGAUUAAUCAUUUACAUAUACAUUAUUUAUUGACUUGUUAAAACAGUAAAUUAAUUUAUAAUAGAAAUGUACAUUGCCAUUCAAAGCAAUAAAUAAUUUUUCUUCCUGUCUUUUC